CCUUGCCCGACGCAGUUCUGGAGCUCAGACGGUGCAGUGAUAAUUCGGACGUCAUUCCGUCUGUGCUCAGGUCUGUUUCUCAUGGUUUUCGGUCUGGUCGCAUUCCCACCAGCAUGGCGCACGAACAGACUCCGUUGUUGGGCAAGGGCGACCGGCCGCCGACCGGCAAAGCCUACUUCAGUAGGAUUUUGGCAGGACUAGUUGGUGUCUUCCUCGCGAGCGCCGACAAGUCCAUUCUGUUGGCCACUCAAGGCGAGAUCGCCUCGUCGCUGCAUUCCCCGUCCAGUGCGUCGCUGCUGCUGGUGAUUUACAAUGUGGGAUUCUGCAUCGCAUUGCCGGUGUACGGCUUCCUGAGCGACAUCUACGGGUGUCGGCGAUUCCUUCUUUCGGCAUACGGCCUAUUCGCGGUGGGAUGUUUGAUCUCUGGCAUCUCCGAUACUCUAUGGCCCUUUGUUCUGGGUCGCUUGAUCUCAGGGAUGGGGGGUGCAGGCAUGACCGAUCUCCUCUCCGUCCUGGUGAACGAAAUGUUCGACAUCACGGAAGUCGCAUCAGUGCGGAGUUACAUCAUCGCAGCCGGUAUCGUCGGGCAGGGCUGUGGAGGACCGCUGGGGGCGCUGGUCGCCGACCUGGUCGGUUGGAGAUGGUCUUUGAUCGGUCAAACCCCUAUUGCGAUGCUCUGUCUGGCUCUCGCGCAGUGGCAGUUCUCUACCAUCCCGGCCGCUGAAACACACUCGGGCAAACACCUGAGCCUGUGGAACUUCGAUUACUUGGGAGUGGCCAGCUUUUUCAUCCUGGUCACGUCGUUCAUCCUAGCCACCACCGAGGGGGGAAUCGCAUAUCUCUCGUCUCAGACUCCAGCUUUGCUGGCGGUGUCGGGGAUCUUUCUCGUGGUGUUCGUGCUGAUUGAGCGGUUUGGGACCAACCACCCCGUCAUCCCCCCUUCGAUCGUCUGUUCCCCGGGGCUCGGGGCCAUCUUCGGCGGCCAGGUCAUCUACUUCGCCACCGUCACCACCAUCCUGAAUAACCUCCCCGCCUACCUCUACCGAAUCGACCACCUCUCCAACUCCGCCAUCGCCAUCCGUAUCUGGCCCGCAGCCCUCGGCCUGAUCUCCGGCUCCAUCAUCGCCGGCAAAGCCCUCAGCAGAAACCUGCAAUCCCGCAAGCUGUCCCUCAUCGCGAUCCUCAUCACUCUUGUCUCACUCACCCUAAUGGUCCUCCGCUGGCUACACGGCAUCCAACCCCUGGAGGUCCUGUACUGCUUCCCGUGGGGCCUCGGCGGCGGACUCUUCCUGUCGGCGCAGUUCAUCGCGCUGACGAUCCGGGCGCCCGCUGCGCAGCUCGCCAGCGCCAUCGCCGUGUACCAUCUCGCGCAGCAGGUGGGCCAGAUCGUGGGGACGAGCGUCAGCGCCGCCGCGCUGCAGUGGGUGUUUCGGGCGCGGGUGGCCGUGGGGUUGGGGGAGGUGGCGGAGGAGGGGAAGCGGGAGCAUAUCGUCCAGGAUUAUAAUUUCACCACCACGCUGCCGCGGGCGGUGCAGGUGGCCGUGCAGGAGAGUUUUAUUGAGGCUUAUCGCAUUAUUCCUGGUAUGUUGCCCUCCCCUCCUAUGGGUAGAUAG
Aspergillus japonicus CBS 114.51 is the source of this 1613-nucleotide messenger RNA. Its product is annotated as MFS general substrate transporter. The transcript is spliced from 9 exons. NCBI's taxonomy places the organism in Eukaryota, Fungi, Ascomycota, Eurotiomycetes, Eurotiales, Aspergillaceae. Gene Ontology annotation, cellular component: fungal-type vacuole membrane. Gene Ontology annotation, molecular function: basic amino acid transmembrane transporter activity. Gene Ontology annotation, biological process: basic amino acid transport; transmembrane transport. The coding region runs from base 114 to 1613 and encodes 499 amino acids. The record is from RefSeq and is a predicted model, not a curated record.